Molecule: messenger RNA, 1904 nt
Organism: Sus scrofa (pig)
Lineage: Eukaryota; Metazoa; Chordata; Mammalia; Artiodactyla; Suidae
Source: RefSeq, a predicted model, not a curated record
UCCUUGCCAUUUUGAGGGACAAAAACCCCAUCUGUAUCCCUGUCCCUGUGUGUGCAUGUGCUUUCAUUUGACAGAAGGCAGGAAGAGCUCAGACAACACAGCUGGUAUAGACAGAGAAAGGCUUGGAUGCUACUCUCAUAUCUGAUACACAGUUGAUGACUUUUUUUAAAAAGAACAUUGUGUGCCUAUACCUAAAAAUAUUCAUGCCCAUAGACAAGCUGAACUUUAAAUAAUAAUUAUGAUUGAUGAAACGUGUCCUCCAACAUGAAAGAAAGCUAUCUGUGAGAACUUUAGAGCUGCAAAGAAAGUUUAGAGAUCAACCAUAAGUCAAUGUUCACAAUACCAUCUUGUUUUUAGUGUCCUGUUUGAAGGUUUUGUCAGUAUAUAUUCAAUUAAUAUGAAUAAGGAGAAAUCUACCCUCCUUCCUUUCUUCUUUAGGAUUAUCUGUAAAAUCUCAGAGGCGGGUAGAAGGUGUAGCUCCCCCAAUCCACGACUAAAGAGGGGAUGAAGUCUUUCUGUAUUGAAUUUUAAAUAUCAUCACUCAGUAAUACUGUGCUCUUUCCAGAAGGACCACAUGUUCUCAUCCAGAGAUGAGUUGACGGCAAGGGUGAGCAAUGUCACAGAAUUCAUCCUACUGGGGCUGACCCAGAAUCCAGAACUGCAGAAACUCUUAUUUGGUGUUUUGUUAACCACCUACUUGAUCACAUUGGCAGGCAACCUGCUCAUCUCAGUCACCAUCUUCAUCAGCCCAGCCCUGGCUUCUCCCAUGUACUUCUUUCUGUCCUAUUUGUCCCUUAUAGAUGCAUUCUACUCUUCUUCCAUCGCACCCAAAAUGAUCUUUGACUUGAUCUCUGGAACAAACACCAUAUCCUUCAAGGGCUGCAUGACCCAGCUCUUUGCUGAACAUUUCUUUGCUGGAUCUGAGAUCAUCAUGUUGAUUGUCAUGGCCUAUGACCGCUAUGUAGCCAUCUGUAAGCCCUUGCACUACAUGACCAUCAUGAGCCCACCUGUGUGCACUUUCCUGGUCGGAAUGGCUGGGGCCUUAGGGUUUAUUCAUGGAGGGAUCCAGGUUUUGUUCAUGGUCCAGUUACCAUUCUGUGGCCCCAAUGUCAUUGAUCAUUUCAUAUGUGAUUUAAUCCCUCUCCUGGAGCUAGCCUGCACAGACAUGCACACCUUGGGGCCCCUGAUUGCUGCCAACAGUGGGUCCAUGUGUUUGGUAAUCUUUUGCAUGCUGGUUGCUUCCUAUGGUGUCAUCCUGAGGUCCCUGAGGACUCAUAGCUCUGAAGGGCGUCACAAGGCUCUGUCUACCUGUGCCUCUCAUGUCACGGUUGUUAUCUUGUUCUUUGUACCUUGUUCAUUCCUGUACUUGAGACCCAUGACCUCCUUCCCCACUGACAAAGCUGUGACUGUGUUUUACACCAUAAUAACACCCAUGCUGAACCCUUUAAUCUAUACGCUCAGAAAUGCAGAAGUGAAGGAUGCCUUGAAAAAACUCUGGGGACAAAUAAUGAAAACAGGUGGUAAAUAAAUCUUGUGUGGGGUAUGAAGAAAAAAAAAUCUUGUGGUAUUUCAUGGUGAUUUAUUCCCGUUCUUAGUUGAUUCAACUUCGGAGUAUUAUCCUAUCUGGAUCAGUUUUCUUUAGGACCCCAUAUAUUGUGAUCAGGGAGGAUGCCCAUUGAAGCAUAGUAGGCACAGACCCUAGAGCCCAAGAUAGUUUUAGGAGCCCCUGCAAUUUUCAAUUUCUUUUAAAACAAGAAGAAACAAUUAAUAACACAACCUGGAUUGUAGUCAUCUAUAUACCAAUGCAGUUGCAAAAUCAUAGUUUUAAUAUUUUUAGGGAGGAAAGGACUCAUGAGGACACAAAAGUCCCAAGAACUCACAAACGUCAAAAUGUUCUCAGAACU